UGACUGUUUGGCCUGUAUAGAUUGCUCUUAGAUUUUCUGGUUUGGGGGUGGGUGCUGCAAAAACAUUGACUUGUUAGGGAUUGAGAGGUUUUUUGAUUGUAGGAAAGAAACAUGCCGCUUAGUAGUGCGUUGUUAUACACCCUUGUGUGUGAAGACCCAUGAUUUUAUUCUUUCCACAUCUUCCAGUGAACAUUUGAACACGUACAGGUGAACGUGCCCACAGGCUGUGUCUUUUAGGCUGAGGUUUCCAACUGAAGUAAGCUAGGCAAGUGGUAUUCUUGAGGAAGGUACAUAUAUUUUGAUGGCAAAAAACCACUGGUUAGUUUGGAGGCUGCUUAAAUGCUGCAUGUACCAUCAUAUGGAAGCUUGCUAAAUGUGUGAACAUCAUUAUAUGGCUAAUUUGUCUACUAAGUGCCUGUCCUGAGGAGUGGUGCUGGAGUGGUACCUGUUUAACUGAAGUAUUACCUACUACUCCAGCAGCAGGCUAGGUAACAGCAAAGCAUGUGCUGGUCUUCAUCUGUGCUCUCUCUCUUCCCCCCUUCCAGUAGGGGUAGAACUGGAGCUAGCUAUCAGACAAUAAUAGAUAGUUUUGCAUGGCUGAGCUGACAGCAUCAGCACUGUCAUAGUCCACAGAUGCAGGAGAAGUUGGUGUGUAGGAAGAGAUAACACAAACCUGGCUAUGGUAUGUUUAGGAGAAGAAAGGUGGGAAAAGAAAUAUCAAGUUUUUUGGUCUUGUGAGUCCAGAAUCUUACCUGUUCUGUUCUUCCAAGUAAGUCAGCUGAUCUCAUGCAGUGGCUUUCAAUUUUUGAACUGCAGCCCCCUCACGCUUUGCACUAGAGGCAUAGAGCUGGUUAGAAAUGUUGUGCAGCUGAAUGAUGUAUACAGGUUUGCUAUUCUUAGUCACCUUUGCAGCACCUGUGGAACAGUCCAUGGACUGCCGCCUUACCACCACUGGUGUUAGAGAAGGCAUUUUCUCUCCCAGCGAGCCCUGCCAGUGUCACAUUUGUGUUGUGGGUUUCCUGUUCUCCAUGCAAAAAGGCAUGGUUGUUUCUUGACUUCUGGAUCUGCAGAGAGCUGGGUUUGCAAAUGUUCAUUUGUGUUGCUUUUUGGAGUUGUUGUAUUAGGGAAGAUUGUGAAGCUGAAAAUCAGGAAAGUGGGUUCAGCUGCUCAGAAAUUAUCUCUUCCCGAACAUAAAUUUAAUUGCAAUUUAGAGAACAAAGUAAUUGCUUACCAGAAUCUGACACCAGAAGCAUGGAAGCAACCAAGACUGUUGGAUGCAGUGAGCUGGAGAGGUUUUCUUCUUGUUAACUAAUUUUGCCUGUGAUGCAUGCGGAGAUAGAGAUGUUUCCAACAUCAUGCAGUACUGUGAAUAUUCAAUCCCACUUCAGCUAAGCCUGGCAGUUCAGACAUGCUUGUGCCCACUCUUCAUUUCCUGGAUGUUUCAUUCAUAGGCUGUUCUUUGGAGUUUAUUGCACUCGAUUAGGGAUCGGUUCUCAGAAUCAAGGAGUUAGAAGUGAGAUUUGAGAUAAGUGAGGCCCAUUCGGUGCUGCUUUGGACGCCUCCGAAGGGGAAAUGGAGUUAUCAGGAUUGAAAAAGAAGAGUUUGCUAGGACUCAAAGAAAAUAAUAAAAAAUCCAACACUAGGGCUCCCUCACCAACCAAGCGCAAGGACAGGUCUGAAGAGAAAUCAAAGGACAGGUCCAAGGAUAAAGCAGCCACUAAGGAAUCAGGUGAAAAGGAUCGUGGUCGAGACAAGACACGCAAAAGACGCAGUGCUUCCAGUGGGAGCAGCAGUACCAGGUCCCGUUCCAGCUCAACUUCGAGUUCAGGGUCCAGUUCCAGCACCGGUUCUAGCAGUGGCUCUAGCUCCUCUUCUGCCUCAAGCCGCUCUGGGAGUUCCAGCACCUCACGCAGUUCCAGCUCCAGCAGCUCCUCUGGAUCUCCAAGUCCAUCUCGACGGAGACAUGACAACAGGAGACGCUCUCGCUCCAAGUCCAAGCCACCCAAGAGAGAUGAAAAGGAGCGGAAGAGGCGGAGCCCGUCACCCAGACCCACAAAAGUGCAUGUUGGAAGGCUCACUAGAAACGUGACCAAGGAUCACAUCAUGGAAAUUUUUUCCACUUAUGGAAAGAUAAAAAUGAUUGACAUGCCAGUUGACAGGCUAAAUCCACACCUCUCUAAAGGUUAUGCUUAUGUGGAGUUUGAGAACCCAGACGAUGCUGAGAAAGCCCUGAAACACAUGGAUGGAGGCCAGAUUGAUGGUCAGGAGAUCACUGCCACAGCUGUGCUGGCACCACGACCUAGGCCGCCUCCCAGACGCUUUAGCCCACCCAGGAGGAUGCUGCCACCACCACCGAUGUGGCGCAGGUCACCCCCUCGCAUGAGGAGAAGGUCCCGGUCUCCUAGGCGCAGAUCUCCUGUUCGCCGGCGAUCAAGAUCCAGAUCUCCUGGACGAAGGCGCCAUCGCAGCCGCUCCAGCUCAAACUCCUCACGAUAAAGCAAAAAGACUGGACAGCUUUUUAUUUUUUAACUUAAAUCCCGUCAGACUAAAUAUUGUACCUUUUUUUUUAUAAUGGGUCUGGGUGAGGAGGAGUGAGAGAGAGAGAAUCCUGGCAGUGAAGGUAACCUAAGAGGAGAGAGCAACAGUUCCCAGCCAGUAGAUAGCCUUUGCUGUGGGGCUUCUAGUUUGCUGGCAUUGAAUUGAAAUUAUUUAAAAAUGGCUUUGAUUUUAAAGGCUGCGAAAACACCUUUUCCAGAUAAAUGGAAGGAAAGAUGUUGCAGCUGCUCCUUCUCCAGUUAGCAGGCUGCUGCUUGGUGAUUUCUAAAUGCUUAGCACGCUGUACAGACGAGCAUGUAAAUCUUGAGCUAUUUCAGAAACCCUGUAUAGUAAGACAGGGAGGCAUUUAUCUUGAUCUCUAGGUGCCAGCACAGGACUUUUCAGAGCAACUGGAGUCCAGAUCUGCCUGAGACUUAAAUACCGAGUUGUCGCUUUAUUCCAAUUCCCGAACAGAUUAUUAGUUUCUGCAGAGUAAGCUCUUUCUGCAGGUAAAGCCCUUCUGUAACACGUAUACCAGGUGAUCACCAGAGAAACAACGGUCCAGCCCACUGAACAUGAUACUGUAGAAAAGAAGCUGGAAAUCUUAAGAACUGGUUUGUAGCUGCCCCUGUAAGUCAUUUCUUUCACCUUUUCUUAAAGGGUUUUGGUAAAAACUUCCUACACGACCCCCCAGUGAAACAAUGCAAAAGCUUCUGCUUCUGCAAAUCUCAAAAUUAGUGACUGAGCAUCAGCCCCUGGAAAAACUGCAAGGCAGGGAGGGAGGCUCGGGGCCGCCGUGCUGGCUGGAUUCACCGGGGUUCACAUAGGGAAAGGCAGAGAUUUUACCACCUGUUGUACAGUCAAUACUAUAAAGAUUUUUUUCGUUUUGUUUUGUAUCACUUUGUAGCCUUUUGGGCCAUGUUGUGUUUGUACUUGUGUAGGACCAGCGACUAUUGAAUAAAAGCAGUAGGGUUGAGAACAGCCGGCCUGCCUCGCUCCCUUCUCCAGCCCC
Haliaeetus leucocephalus (bald eagle) is the source of this 3547-nucleotide messenger RNA. It is a transcript of the gene RNPS1, whose product is annotated as RNA binding protein S1, serine-rich domain. Gene Ontology annotation, cellular component: nucleoplasm; ASAP complex; cytoplasm. NCBI's taxonomy places the organism in Eukaryota, Metazoa, Chordata, Aves, Accipitriformes, Accipitridae. Bases 1573 to 2496 code for a protein of 307 amino acids. The record is from RefSeq and is a predicted model, not a curated record. Gene Ontology annotation, biological process: mRNA splicing, via spliceosome. Gene Ontology annotation, molecular function: RNA binding. The transcript has 8 exons.